This is a messenger RNA of Salvia miltiorrhiza (redroot sage), 825 nucleotides long. RefSeq lists its product as uncharacterized. The transcript has a single exon. The coding region runs from base 1 to 825 and encodes 274 amino acids. Lineage: Eukaryota; Viridiplantae; Streptophyta; Magnoliopsida; Lamiales; Lamiaceae. The record is from RefSeq and is a predicted model, not a curated record.
AUGUUCUACAUACCAUGCAUCAUUGGAGAUACACGGAUCGACCAAGCUAUGCUGGACUUGGGCGUGUCGAUCAAUGUCAUGCCUUUGACCAUAUACCAGGAGCUGAAGAUAGGACCACUCAAACCCACCCGAGUGGUGAUCCAAUUGGCGGACAGGUUAAGUGUGUACCCUGAGGGCAUAGUGGAGGACGUUCUUGUUAAGGUCCGGGACCUUAUUUUUCCAGCCGACUUCUAUGUGCUCAACAUGGGAGGUUCCAAGCCAAAGCCGGCAGUAAUGCGUCUGGGCAGACCAUUCCUCAAGACGGCUCAAACCCAAAUUGAUUGUGCAACCGAGAAGCUAACGUGCCAAUUCGAUGGAGAAACUGUGACUUUCAACUUGUUCAAGGCAACCAAGCACCCAACUGACAUUGAGAGUGUAGAGUUCGUUGAUAUCAUGGAUCGAGUGGUGGACCAUGUUGUGCCCUCUGUAUACAGAAAUGGAGAAUAUGACCUGAAGAACGAGAUGGAAAUAAUGGAAGCUAUGAUCGGAGACUUGGAGCAAGGGGAGGUAGAGCAAAUGCAACUUCAAGACCAUCAACCCUUGGAGGUCACACCUUUAGGGGAGGACGAUAGAUUGCUACCGUCCCUGGUCAGAGCCCCCAAGCUUGAGUUAAAACCGCUCCCCAACCACUUGAAGUACAUCUACCUGGGAGAAAAUCAAACCUUGCCGUGUGAUCAUAAGUUCAGAGCUGAGCCUAGAGCAGGAGGACAGAGUCCAGCAGGUCAUAUGGAAGUACAAGAAGGCCAUAGGAUGGACUUUGACCGAUAUCAAGGGCAUAAGCCCUAA